Molecule: messenger RNA, 1263 nt
Organism: Penicillium robsamsonii
Lineage: Eukaryota; Fungi; Ascomycota; Eurotiomycetes; Eurotiales; Aspergillaceae
Exons: 1
Coding region: 1-1263 (420 amino acids)
Source: RefSeq, a predicted model, not a curated record
AUGUCCGAACCUACCUCUUCUCCAAUCAAGAGAAUCAUCAAUCGCUUCCGCCGUGGUAGCGGUCACGCUGACGGUGGAGAUGAUACCGAAGUACCUCCACCCGCCACUCCCAAGAAAAAGGACCGAAAGCGUAAAGGCGACAACGGUGACGACGACCCAUCGCCUCCGGCUGCCAAACGACCUGCCACUGGGCCAUCGGGACUCGAAAGAGCUCGACGUAAGUUAACGUCCAGGGCAUCAAAGGGCACAUCAACACAUCAGAAUCCGUCAUCAGUGGAUCCCGAUCCAGAGACCGAGGAAUAUCCCGAGCCAGGCCUCCCCACAUUGCCUACCACUCCCAGAAACGCAAGGGCGAUCGCCGGUAGGGUUAGUGCGAGUAUGAACCCAGACCAACUUCACCUACUAGACAGAACACCCACGAGAAAGAUGAUCAACGAAUAUCGAGCGGAAGGGGCUAGAUUUGAAAAUUGGAUGGCCAACGCUAACCUAGCUGAGCCUCGAUGCCCAGUGGUCCAGGCUACCGUGACCAUGUUCAACUUAACCAACGCCGAUGCCCCCAAUGAGCCAGAAUUUCAUGUAUGGGACUCUGAGUCGGUUGUCCCACCGAAGGAAAUCAGAGAUGGUCUUGAAUCGACAAAUCUCCCAAAGGAUAGGAGAAGGAAGACCUGGAUUCGUACAAAAUUACAUCGCAAUAAAUUAAUCAACGUCUCGGACUACGAGCAUUACAUCGUGCCAGGUGCUAUCGUUGCUAGCAAUAUUUACAGAAGGAAUAGGGGAACCCAUUGGGCUGACAUUGCUAUUGCUUUAUACAAAGAUGUGGCCGCAAUCGACACUCUCCGAUAUGUUUUCUACGCAACUGUUGAGAAUGUAGAGACCCUUCCACUGGUGGGAAGGGUGCUCUACCCAAACAAUAAUCUCCCCGGUCCCAAGAGUAAAGCUUCACCCCCGCCAAUCGAGACUUGGUAUUUGGGUACUCCUGGAUUCCGGGAAAUCCUGGGAUCACAAUUAGGAAGAGCCACGGCGCGUCUUGUUCUAGCCGCCUGGCCACGAGGUACGCAUCAGAUCCCUAGAAUCCAUACUUGGUUUAUGAGCGGUGAUCUACAUAUGCGGUUCGAUAUUGAGCCUACUGUACAGGGAGGCAAGGCGGGGAGGAAACCAAGCCUAUUUGAUUCGCCGACUGGGAAAGGGAAAGAGAAGGGAAAGAAACCAGGCUCGUUUGACUCGACUGGGAAAGGGAAAGGGAAAGAAAGGAGGAGCAGCUAG